AUGAUGCCUCAGCCCGGCAGGGCAGAGGUGUCAAGGUACGCGGACACAGGCCAUACAGCAAACGCUCCGGAGGAUGGUCCAAGGACGUCCGAAGGAGCUUUCGUUGUCUAUCAAACACGCGGUGGAUAUCAUGGAGUGUACGACUUGCUUGUGAUGAAUGCCAGUCGUCGUCAGAGCCAUCGAGCAUUGUCCAGACUCGGUUCGCUAGUGAUCCUGAUGGUAUUCUUGAUAGCCGCCGUGCUAUUGAUUAAGUCAGACGGUGUGGAGAACAUGUCAGCACUCGUUCCAGCAUCGUCUCCUCUGCAUCACAGAGCUGUCAAGGCUGUUGACUCGCUCCACGCCUUGAGGGGUGUAAACGAUGUGCCCUCAGGGCCUGCGGGAAGCGGAUUGGCAAUGCAGGAAGCGCAGGGCAAGGCUGCUCUAGAUGAGCUGAAGGAGCUCAAUUUAGUUCCAGGAAAGAGAUCGACUUCGUUAUGGGACUUUCCGGAAAUCAAGCGCUACCAGGUACAGACGAGCAGAGCCAACUUCUGGGACAACAUGAAGAAACUUGAGGACAAGCAUGCCUACAGCUUGGAAUGGCCGAAUGUUGCUAGCGCUGACUUCAAGUGGCCAAGUCCUGAGGAUGGGGAUGAGUCAUCGACGAGUGAGCACCUGGUGAAGGCAGGAGGCUUGCUGCGACGAGGCGACAUUAUGCCAGUGACCCGGCCGUACAUCCAGUGGUCGUCGUCGUGCUCUAUCUCCUUCUGUCCUCUGGACACACCUCAGAAGGAAAGGGCGUAUGCCUGGCGUUACUGCAUGAAUCACUUCUACACGAAUGCAGAGAAGAGAUAUUGCUUUCAAGCAGUCCUGUCUCCUCCUAAGCCGAAGCCCUCUUGCGAGCCCUUCGCAGAUCCCGAGCAUGGUCGAGUGUUGAUACCUCCUGGGUCUCGAGACUCUUACAACGUACAUCGAGUGCGAGCUGGCUACGGUGUCGUCAUUGUUUGCGAUGAAGGAUACGAAGUCAAAGGUGAUGCUAAGCCGAAAUGUAAGGAAGAUGGCAGCUUCACUGAGCAAGGCAUCUGCGUUCCGGUGUCGUGUGGCAAGUAUCCCGCUCCCCUUCACGGCACUGUCAGCCCGACGACAGCCAUCCAGUACCCAGAUGUCGUCAAGGUCGCUUGUGAUGAUGGAUACUACUUGGAAGGAGAUGAAGUCAUUCGAUGCUCCAAGGAUGGGAAGUUUGAUGGAAGUGCUCGCUGCUCCCCAGUCGUUUGCCCUCCUUUCCCCCCUGUAGAGCAUGGGAAGGUGGUGCCUUCUGGUGAGACGGAAGCAGGAGACAAGGUUUCGAUCGUGUGCGAUGAGGGGUAUGAAGUGCAAGACGUCAACUCUAAGGAUGUCGUUUGUGGGAAGGAUGGACAUUACUUGAGCACUGGGACCACUUGUGUUCCGAUCGUUUGUCCUCCUUACAGUUUUCCUGCUCACUCGUCGGGCAAACCAGCUGGAGAGAAGCGAGUGGGAGAGACCGUUGAAGGGGAAUGUGAUAACGGUUAUGAAGCCUUUGCUGUUCCAGAGGAGAGCAAAGGGGCAACAGGUUCGAGCUCGGCUGAUCGAAGUUUGGGGAAAGAGUUCACUGUGGAAUGUGGACAAGACAAGAAUUAUCAUCCUGCAGUUGUGUGCUCGGCCUAUUGCGAUCCUUUUGUCAACGUCGUCCAUGGAAAGGCGACGCCUCAACGGAGGAUGCGGAAAGACGAGAAGGUGACGAUAAAGUGCGAUGACGGCUAUCAGCUACCGGAUGGCGUGGAUGGGGAAGUAGUUUGCGAGGCUGGGAACCAGUACAAUCCCUCCAGUGUUACCUGUCAGAAGAUUCCCUCUUGUCCCCCGUACCCUGUUCCUGACCACGGGCACGUCAGCCCUGAAGGUUCUCGAUCCAAGGUUGGGGAUCAAGUCGACAUUGUCUGCGACCCUGGGUACAAGCUGGGGCCUGGUUAUAGCGGUAAGGCGAUCUGCGAGCCAGAUGGGCAGUACGACCAGCCAGAGGCCGAAUGCGUCAAGAUCGAAGAGUGCCCUCCGUACCCGACUCCAGCUCAUGGUCGAGCUUCUCCGCAGAAGAUCAUGCACGUGGGGGAUCAGGUGAAUAUCGAGUGCGACGAUGGUUACAGGCUGAGUCCCGAGAGCUCCUCCGUUGCAACGUGUAUAGGUAGCACGUACAACUACCCAUCAGCUGUCUGCCAGCCGCUCCCAAUCUGCGGAGUCUUCGCUCCUCCCGAGCAUGGCUCAGUCAAACCCGCAGGGAAUGUUUCUGAGGGCGGCUGCGUGAAAAUCCAGUGCGAUGAUGGUUACGUGUUUGAAGCGGACGAGGAAGGCAGCGACCAUCCGUGCUGCGAGAAAGACAUCAUCAGCGGCUCACUUGACUUUCAACCUGGGGGCCAAUGCGUGCAACCAGAUCAGGCAUGCAGCAUCUGCAGCGACAUCACUGUUUGCCCUCACUGUUUCAUCGGUCGAAAGGAGUUCCCGGCCAAACGUCGAAGCUUUCACUUCGAUUAG
Guillardia theta CCMP2712 is the source of this 2520-nucleotide messenger RNA. RefSeq lists its product as hypothetical. Lineage: Eukaryota; Cryptophyceae; Pyrenomonadales; Geminigeraceae. The record is from RefSeq and is a predicted model, not a curated record. The transcript is spliced from 5 exons. The coding region runs from base 1 to 2520 and encodes 839 amino acids.